CUUUAUUUCAGCUGCAACAAUCUCAUGAAUCAGACCUUGGUGUCAACAAGGUCAAAACAUGGAUCCAACCUAAAAAAAACAAACAAAAAAGACAGACUACCAUGUCAUGCAGAACCACAUUUCCAUUUUAGCUUCAGUCAAAUCGUUGUGAAGCCMGUGAAAAUGAAUCAGCUCCUCUGUGUGGCUUCAGACCACUUAGGGAUUUUAAACCCAAGCCAAUGAUUUCGCUGCAGCACCGGGCUCACAGUGAACUCCCACCACAGGGUAAAACCAAAUAAUCUGCAGCCCCACUGCCAGUGGCAGCUGUUGCCUGGGCACAUGUCCAAAAGAGGAGGAGAAGGAUKGCACAAAGAGUCGCAUCCUGCCAACGCAUCAAAGAUGUGACUGUCAGUAAUACCRACACUGUUUCCCUGGAGAUGGAUGCUUUCUCUCCUUGGUGGUAAAAGUUGUGUAAGGCUGUGAGAGGGCAGUAAAAGAAGGCCGACACAGGGAGGCAUUGUUUUAUGUGCCAUGACCUUUGUACGCAGGACGGUCUGUAAUUACAGCUUCUCUGUACUGUUACUGUCCUACAUAUUCACCCUUUUUCUUUUGGACACAAGUGCUUUCUACCUUCCUAUUUCAACUUGUUGAAUUUUACGAUGUCUUACACCUGGAAUAUUCAGCUGGAAAACCGACAGCUUUUCAAAAUGAAAAUCUGAGGCCUGUGACGCGUUCAUGCUUUGGAGRACCACCAUCUGUUGACAGUUUUCMAAACUCCUCGUGUUUUUAUUCACAUAAAACUGCCGCUCUAUCCUAAUUUUUUAUUUUUUUUAUUUUAUUGCCUAUUAGUUUGCGUGUAGGCGUCACCAUUAACCCUAUAAUCAAAAUAAGAUGUUUCGUUAACACAUUUUUUUUCUUGUGUCUUCUGUAGUUAAUUUUUGUCUAUAAAACAGGUCAUGUCUUUGCUAGUGUUUAUUUACAUGACAGCAGAUGGCUGCUGUGAGCAGACAGGUUGCAUUUCAGGACUGGGCUCCGCUCCGCAGCGCCCCCGUCCGGCCUGCCRCUGCACUGCGCGGAGAAGCUGUGCGUGUGUGAGUGCGUGUGUGUACGCGUGUGCGCCCGGUGAGCGACUGCCGCUGAAGAGACGACACCGCUGUCUGCUGUCAGCCUGACCAGUGACUGGCAAUGGAGUACAUGAACAACGCCUCGAACAGCUACGGUGCUGGAGACACCGUCAGUGCCUCCUUAACGAACAUGACCAUCAAUGACCAGCAUCACCAGGAGAACGGAGUCAAAAUGAAAGCAGGAGGAGCCUCUUCAACAGCUCAAGUAAAGACAAAUAAUGGAGACAAGAGUCAAACUGUCACCACACCACCCUCUUACCUUAAAAGACCCACUGUUGUCGCCAAGGGCAACAGAACACCCGGUUCCUCCCGAAACGGCCACAGCUCCAUCCCCAUUAAAGCCACCAGCAGCCCAGGGCCCCGGCAGCCCGGAGGUGCUGGUGCUGCAAAGCCUCAAGUCCAAGGAGCCAAAACUACUGCCAGAAGUGCAGCUCAACCAGCUAGUGCCAAGAAACCCCCCACUCCAAAAAAUGAAAAAGAUGCCAGGAGUGGGCAGAGCAGCCCCGGUACGCCCAAGUCCCCCGGCAGCCAGGCACUUUCCGCCGCCGAGGCCAACAAAGUGAAAAAGGUCGCGGUCGUACGUUCCAAUCCGAAAUCUCCGGGAUCGCUGAAGAGCCGUUCUCCGGCUCCUCUGGCUGCUGCGGCGCCGCUGCCUGACCUGAAAAACGUCAGGUCAAAGGUCGGCUCCACAGACAACAUGAAACACCAGCCUGGAGGUGGGAAGGUGCAAAUCGUGGAGCAGAAGUUGGACUUUAGUAGUGUGCAGUCUAAGUGUGGCUCCAAAGACAAUGUCAAACACAAGCCAGGGGGAGGAAAUGUCCAAAUCCUCGAUAAGAAGCUGGACUUAUCCAACGUCCAAGCUCGCUGUGGUUCUAAAGACAACUUAAAGCACAAGCCUGGAGGAGGAAGGGUUAAAAUACUUGAUCAGAAGUUGGACUUUAGUACUGUCCAGUCUAAGUGUGGCUCCAAAGACUAUAUAAAACAUGCUCCCGGUGGAGGCAACGUGCAAAUUCUUGAUAAGAAGCUGGACUUAAGCAGCGUGCAGUCCCGCUGCGGCUCCAAAGACAAUAUAAAACACGUACCCGGUGGUGGCAAUGUUCAAAUCGUGCACAAAAAGAUUGACUUGAGCAACGUUACAUCAAAAUGUGGAUCGAAAGACAACAUUCAUCACAAGCCAGGUGGUGGAAAUGUGGAGAUCAAAACCGAGAAGCUAGACUUUAAAGUUCAGUCCAAAGUCGGCUCCCUGGACAACAUCGGUCACGUCCCCGGAGGUGGACAGAGGAAGAUUGAGAGCCACAAGCUGAGCUUCCGUGAGACGGCCAAGGCACGCACCGACCACGGCGCUGAGAUCAUCUCCCUGGAAGACUCGCCCCAGCAGCUCAGCACCGUGUCGUCCUCCGGCAGCAUCAACAUGACCGACUCCCCGCAGCUCUCCACGCUGGCCGACCAGGUGUCCGCCUCGCUGGCCAAGCAGGGCUUGUGAACGUGCCCCCCCACCGCCUCGCCCCCGCUCCCGCUUCCUGCUCCACCUGCACCACACCACCACGUAGAGGAGUUGUAUAAUGCCUUCCUCAUUACUUUCACUGGACUUUUUUUUUAAGAUACCCAUCACUGUUUGUCCUCCACUAACCUCUUAAAUUUACUGAGGCGUUUCUUUUUAGAGAAGAACAAAAAAAGAAAGAAAAAAUCUGAAUAACAGGUAGGCCAAACUGUAUUGAUUUCUCUCUGUGGUCUUCUUGCAAAAAUACGUAAACCUUUUGUAGUAAAUAUUUAGGAGUUAAAGCAUCCAGCUGAGAAAAAUUUCCCCAGCGAAUCCGAGCGAAUUGUUUCAUCCCAACGCAUCCUGAUGAAAAAAACGACUUGGUUUCCUGUCACAGACUGUGAACCUUUACCAGUUUCCCUUCGAUGGGUGUUCACUAAUGUUUUUUUUAAUUUAUUUUAUUUUUUUUUAAUUUAGAUACACAGAACAUGAGCCUUGAGAGAGGAGGGCGAAUCCAACUCUUUAGCUCCAGUUUGAUAUAAAGGAACAGUGACGGGCUCUGAUGAAGGUUUGGGAGGAAAAGAAAUGUCAAAAGAAAAAGUAGCAAAUUUCUUGUCUAGCCAGAAAAAUGUCUUGCAGACCUCUCUGCUUUCUUUGCUUUGUGUCCCGACAUGUGCUACAGUAGGUGGCCGUGGUCGGUGGUGUGGCAAAAAUAAGAACCACUGAGGAGCAAAGGGAGGCGCUGCCUGAGCUUUGAAGCUAAAAGGAAACUCUUCCCGGCCGUCACUCACUGUCUGAACUCAGACGUUCAUCCAGACAUGUGAUACCCAAACCUCCGUUCACCCAUUCCUCAGCUUGUCUAUGCUCCUUCACAACACGACAUUACAGUAAAUAAAUUCAUGGCUCGAGGCCUUAGGUGUAUUUACA
Messenger RNA from Poecilia reticulata (guppy), 3510 nucleotides. It is a transcript of the gene mapta, whose product is annotated as microtubule-associated protein tau a. Gene Ontology annotation, biological process: neuron projection development; microtubule cytoskeleton organization. Gene Ontology annotation, molecular function: microtubule binding. Gene Ontology annotation, cellular component: neuron projection. The record is from RefSeq and is a predicted model, not a curated record. NCBI's taxonomy places the organism in Eukaryota, Metazoa, Chordata, Actinopteri, Cyprinodontiformes, Poeciliidae.